AUGCAGUUCACCAGAGCCCUGCGCCAAGCUGCUCACGCCGCCGAGCGUGUGCCCUUGAUCAGAUUCGUUGGCCGCCGCGAGAUCCCAGCCAAGAUUGACCACAGCCCGCAACCACACCCUGCCUCGCCCACUGGCAGCCUGCCCGCAGGUUUUGGUGCCAACGGCAACUCCCACACCUCCUUCAGCAGCUACCGUGAUUCGGCACAGCAGCACGGCCCUCUGCGCAAGAGCGUCGGACGCAUUGGAGGUACUUCGGGUUCCAAGCUGGGCGCCGUCGCCGCUCCCAAGGGCCAGUUCUUUGACCGUAGCGAGCUCCCUGCCCGAUUCAGACGUGCCCCAAUUGAUCUGGCCGAGAUCGAGGCUGUCGAGAGCGGCGGUGCUGCACUCUUCGGUUGA
Molecule: messenger RNA, 396 nt
Organism: Pestalotiopsis fici W106-1
Lineage: Eukaryota; Fungi; Ascomycota; Sordariomycetes; Amphisphaeriales; Sporocadaceae
Exons: 2
Coding region: 1-396 (131 amino acids)
Biological process (GO): 2-oxoglutarate metabolic process
Source: RefSeq, a predicted model, not a curated record